UUGCUUGCAGUAUAUUCCUGGUAUUUCAGAAGUAAUCACAACCUGGAAGAAUGUCUACACCGUUGUAAUAAGUCACAAGAAGCAGCUAUACUUUUAGCAGGGAUCAAAUCAUGGCAGGAUGCUUGCGAACAUCUAGAAGAAGUUCGAGCUCAAUUCCCAUGCUGGCGAGAAAAUGGCCACGAACUAUCCCAGGCAUGUCGACCACAGACCGUCAGUCUCAAGGAGAGUAUGCAUCAAUUUGCACGAAAUCAGUCACAGCAAAAUAUUCAGAACAUUUGCAGUGAUUAUGACAAAUUUUCAACGUGUUUUACUCAAGAACAUGGAAAACUUUGUGGAUAUCGAUCAGAAAUCAUAACUGGCCGUAUGUUUCACAAUAAUAGAGAAGCGAUGUUCAACAUGUUGAAAAUUCGAUGGUCCACCCUACCAACACAGUGCGGCUAUUCACAUUUGAGAAGAGAUACCUAUUCAAGUGAAAAGUACUCGGUUUUUAGAAAUUCAAAUCAUCAUCGAUAUCUUACUGUAAUUGCUACAGUAAUCCUAUGGUUACAAUUCUCACUGUAG
Haemonchus placei is the source of this 561-nucleotide messenger RNA. Lineage: Eukaryota; Metazoa; Nematoda; Chromadorea; Rhabditida; Trichostrongylidae. The record is from the annotation of a GenBank genome assembly.